UCGCUCCUUCCUUUCCACCACCACCCCCUCCCUCCCUCCUCAGACGUAAUUGUGCAUUUGGAUAGUUAUAUAUACUUUCAUUAAAGGAAUAAGCAGCUUCUAUAGUGCAAGAUACUUUGAGAGAUUUCCUACACGCAUGCCCUUAAAGAGACUUUCCAUCAGUGCAUGAUCUCUUGCAGUGAUUCCGCUUCUUUCUUUUUUCUACAUGGAAAAUGGUCCACUCAGACAUUCAUUUACUGCGCACGGGCGAUAUAAAUGCAUAUGAUCAUUGCUCCCUUGUCUCACAAGCUAGAGACCCCAAACACACGUCAUAGAGAAUGACCAUGGAAGGUUUGCUCCAGUGCGCUGCGAAUUACGUUCCCUUGACUCCCACAAGCUUCUUGGAGAGAGCAGCUUUCGUCCAUGGCAACAAGACCUCCAUUAUCUACCGCGACACGAGGUACACCUGGAGACAAACCCACGAAAGGUGUUCGAAGCUCGCCUCCGCUUUAGUGAUGCUGAAGAUCUCGCGCGGCGAUAUCGUUGUAGCUAUGGCACCAAAUGUCCCUGCACUGUACGAGCUCCACUUCGCUGUUCCAAUGGCAGGUGCGACUCUUUCCGCGCUCAACAUAAGACUUGACGAGCACGCUUUAACCAUCAUUCUUCACCAGUUACGACCCAAAAUCAUCUUCGUUGACUCCGAGUUUGUACAACUCGUCUCCAAAGUCAUCAACAACAAGAACAACAUGCAAAUCCAAGAAAACCACCAUGAUCACAAGCCACUGCUCAUCGCAAUCUAUGACGACUCACCAUACCAUCGAGCCCAAUGUGAUCUUGAGGUUCAAGAGUAUGAACAAACCCUAGCUACGGGAGACAACAAUUUCCAAGCCGUGAAUCCGACUGAUGAGUGUGACCCCAUCUCAGUCAACUUCACUUCGGGGUCGACGGGGACACCCAAGGCAGUGGCAUACAGCCACCGGGCAGCGUACUUGAACUCUCUAGGGCUGAUCCUCCGGUACGAGAUGGGGAAGUCGUCGGUGUUCCUGUGGACGGUGGACAUGUUCAGGUGCAAUGGGUGGUGCUUCGCGUGGGCGAUGGCGGCUCUCGGCGGCGUCAAUGUAUGUAUUAGGAACAUGUCUACGAAGAUCAUCUUCGACUCCAUUCAGCUCCACAAGGUCACUCAUCUCUGUGGUAAACCCACUAUCCUAAAUUUGAUCGCUGAGUCCCCAUCAGUCGACCAAAAGCCACUGCCUUCCAGGGUGGAUGUAAUCAUCGCCGGUGCAUUCCCGACGACCGACGUCAUCAAGAGAGUCCAAGAACUUGGGUUCAACAUUAUCUAUGGAUAUGGCAUGACGGAAGCCCUAGGGCCUGCCCACAUCAGACCCUGGAGGUCAUCACAACACCACCACCAUGACGACGACGACGACCACCACGAAGAUUAUAACCUGAAAUGUAGAGAAGGCCUCCACAACAUCACACUGGAAGCUGCUGAUGUCAAGGACCCGACCACCAUGCGGAGCGUUCCAAGAGACGGGAAAACAAUGGGAGAAGUCAUGCUCCGAGGGAACACCCUCAUGGCAGGCUACUUGGGCGACCCGGAGGCGACGCAGGAAGCCUUCUCUAGUGGGUGGUUCAAGACCGGGGAUGUCGGGGUGCGGCACGCAGAUGGUUGCGUAGAGAUGAAGGACCGAGCGAGGGACGUCAUAUUCUUCGGAAAGGAGGUGAUCAGCACAUUGGACAUAGAAGCCGUCUUGUUGAGCCACCCGAAAGUUGCGGAAGCCGCCGUGGUUGCUCAAUAUACCGUCGUAGCAGGGCAAGUCCCAUGCGCAUUCGUGAAGUUGAAGGAAGGUAGGUGUUCCAAAGCUGAGGAGAUUGUAGAGUUUUGCGCGGAGCGGCUGCAAAACGCGGCGAUGGUUCCGAAAACGGUGUCUUUCGGGGACUUGCCAAUGAAUUCCACAGGGAAGGUGCAGAAGUCUGUGCUAAGAGAGAGAGCCAAUGCAAUUGGGCAGCUUUGUCCAUAGAACGAGCACGCCUUCAUAAGAACCAUAACAUCAGGGGAAUCGCUUGCAAAAGGUAAAUUUGGUGAUCAGAAUUGAACUACUUGUGUAUGUCUGUGUUAUUUGUCCUGUAAUUCCAUUCUUCGGAUUGUCAUUAAUUUCUCUAACUUUGAUGUAAGAAUAGCUUUUGGUUUCUAUCUUUUUUUAGUCAAA
Messenger RNA from Syzygium oleosum, 2189 nucleotides. RefSeq names its product butanoate--CoA ligase AAE1-like. Bases 318 to 2000 code for a protein of 560 amino acids. The record is from RefSeq and is a predicted model, not a curated record. NCBI's taxonomy places the organism in Eukaryota, Viridiplantae, Streptophyta, Magnoliopsida, Myrtales, Myrtaceae. The transcript has 3 exons.